Drosophila yakuba is the source of this 2036-nucleotide messenger RNA. RefSeq names its product putative odorant receptor 19b. Bases 1 to 1164 code for a protein of 387 amino acids. The record is from RefSeq and is a predicted model, not a curated record. Lineage: Eukaryota; Metazoa; Arthropoda; Insecta; Diptera; Drosophilidae. The transcript has 3 exons. Gene Ontology annotation, molecular function: odorant binding; olfactory receptor activity. Gene Ontology annotation, cellular component: plasma membrane. Gene Ontology annotation, biological process: detection of chemical stimulus involved in sensory perception of smell; sensory perception of smell.
AUGGACAUGGCGAAGGUGGACUCAUCGCACGCCCUGGUGAGCCACUGGCGCAUCUUCAGGCUAAUUGGAGCGCAUCCGGCGGACAAGGAAACUUUCUGGGGUCGCCACUAUACGGCAUACUCCGUGGUGUGGAACGUGGGCUUCCACGUGUGCCUCUUCAUCUCCUUUACGGUCAACCUCAUGCAGUCCAACUCGCUGGAGACCUUCUGCGAGAGCCUCUGCGUGACCAUGCCGCACACCCUCUACAUGCUGAAGCUGAUCAAUGUCUAUCGCAUGCGCGACGAGAUGAUCCGCAGCCACCGGGUGCUCAAUCACUUGGACAGGCGACUGGGCUCAUCCGAGGAACGCCGUAUUGUUGGGGCAAACAUCGAGCUGGCCAAGUUCGUAUUCCGUCACUUUUCGCGCGGCGUUAUAAGCAUCAUUAUAGUGGGCAUCCUUUACAUGGCCAUGGCCAACGAGCCCACGCUGAUGUACCCCUCCUGGAUACCCUGGAACUGGAGGGACAGCACGUCCGUUUCCCUGCCCACCGCCAUACUGCACACGAGCGCCCUCAUUGCGAAUGCGACGACGGUCACCAAUCUGUGCACCUAUCCGGGCACCUACCUCAUCCUGGUCAGUGCCCACACCAAGGCGCUUGCCCUGCGGGUCUCCAAGCUGGGACAUGGCACACCUCUGCCGGCGGCUCGGAUACAGGCCAUACUCAUUGGGUGCAUCCACGACCACCAGACCAUUCUGCACCUCUUCAAGUCACUGGAGAGAUCGCUGUCGAUGACCUGCUUCCUGCAGUUGUUUUGCACGGCUUGUGCCCAGUGCAGCAUCAGCUACUUCCUGCUCUUCGGGAACGUGGGUAUCAUGAGGUUCAUGAACAUGAUGGUCCUGCUGCUGGGCGUCUCCACGGAGACCCUACUGCUCUGCUACGCGGCGGAGCUCGUUUCCAAGGCGGGGGAUGGCCUCGUGGCCGCUGUCUACAGCUGCAACUGGCUUUGCCAAACGGUUCAGUUCCGGCGGCUCCUGAUCCUGAUGCUCGCACGCUGCCAGAAGCCACUGAUCCUGGUCUCCGGCAUAAUAGUGCCCAUCAGCAUGAAGACCUUUCUGGGGGUGAUUAAGGGAGCAUACACCAUGCUCACUCUGCUGAAUGAAAUUCGUAAGUCGUCACUUAAAUAGAAGUAACCAGGAAUACAGAAAUAUGUUUAAUUAAUAUGUUAGCAAAUUUUGGAAUCAGUCGAUUUCCAUCUCCUUUGCACUCCCUUCAGCUAGUAAGAGGUAUCCUAUAGUCGCAGCACUCGUUAGUUGUAAAGGUAGCAGUAGUUAUCGCAAUUGUUUAUUGACUUUUAUUCCAAACAUUUAUCUUUGUGUAUAUUUAUGCCACCGCAUUUCCACCAGCGAAAGCUGCAUCUAUCGCUGCUGCGUGAUUAUUGCAUUUCAGGUGAGGGAUUUUCACCUGUCUGUGGCUCUUAAUUAUUGCUGCAUUAUGCAGGCGCUUAUUAUUAAAUGAGUUAAACGGAAAUUGAAGUAACACAAACUCCUCUGACAGCUGCGCCUGACGCAGAUUCCUUAAUAGACAUUUUAAUUGAGGCCUCCCCCAAGUGGGCGUGGCACUCUUGCCGCUCAACUUAUCAUAUUUGCAAACUGCUCUUUUGCCAGCUUAACUUGGUUUUAUUUUUUUCGAGCCGGAUGUUUAAUUUUUAAAUUGAUAAAACCUAUGGGAAUUUUCAUUUCAUUUGAACGACAAGUUAAGAAUAACUUGUAUUUAUCAAUAUUUUGCAUGUUUCAUGGCCAUUUUGGUGACGUUUAACACUUUUUGGCCCACUGUGCAUGGCUGAAGUCCAUAUAAGUCAAUUAAUGGAUAUGCGAUUAAUGAUUUAACCAAUGCGCGGUUCCAGCGACAAUUUCAAUCUGAUUCAUUUUCGUACUCAUUGCACUGAAUGUGCACUUGAAUAUUGAAUUACCAGCAUAAUUAUGUAACCCAUCAGUGGCAAUUUAAACGGUUCGACAUAGCGAUUAUGGCAAAUUCCCGGUAUCAUUCAUGACAAAUA